CGAUAAAGGGCAGCUGUAACUGCUGACGUCUCUGAAUUAGGCAUAUCAAGUCACUCGGAUCUUAUAUAUUUUCAACAAUAACAUAUCUGAUAGCGCUGCGAUUGCGGUUGGCGAUAAUAUUGCGGGUGUCAUUUAUUAGUCAUUAAGAACCCCAUCAGCACCGCGCUCUCCAAAACCCUCCGUGUUUCUCUCGCGAAUUCCCUUUGCAUCGUCGACUGCACGCGCUCUAACCUGUUCUCGUUCAAAAACCCCGCACGUCUCGCUCGUCCAAAAAGCGGGGAAGAUGUCACGCUGUCUGUCAUCUAAUUCUGUCCCCGCCCGUCGUCUCACGCUCGGGCGCUGUUACGUCUUCCCUGGGUCCGCUAUGAUCUGAAUAUAUAUUCAUCGGUCCCUGUGACCGCGACUGGCUCUGCUAGUUCUGCCUCUUGAUCCACGCUGUCGCUGUUCUACCCUACGCACCUCUUCAAUCAUGGGCAGACUCUACAAUUGGCGAUGCGCAAUCAUCGCAGGCUCCGGCUCUAUCUUGUACGGCUAUGACGCUGCUGUAAUUGCUGGAACCUUUGCUCAAGAAGGCUUCAACAAUCAAUUCAAUCCGUCGUCGAAAGUACAAGGUGCUAUCGGGUCAGUCUACUUUGCAGGUCUGAUCGUCGGGCUUGCGUUUGUCUCUGCCCUUGCUGAUCGAUUUGGUCGCAAGCGCACCAUUCAGAUUGGCGGCGUAAUCGGCCUUAUCGGUGGUAUUCUCCAGGCUUGCUCGUAUCAGAUUGCCCAGUUCUUCGUUGGGCGUGUCAUUGCCGGCAUGGCUUCUGGAAUUAUGCUCACCACCGUCAGCGUCUAUCAAUCUGAGAUCGCUCCGCCUCAUCUUCGUGGAACAAUGGUGGCAUUCCAGAUCGUCACUCUGAACAUCGCGGGAACUCUGGCAUCAUGGGUUGGAUAUGGCUGCAACUUCUCUUCUAAUCAGGGCUUUGCUUGGAGAUUCCCAAUUGCUCUACAAUGUUUGCCCGCUCUGGGUUUGAUUUUCGGAUGCUUCUUUAUUCCCUUUUCUCCGCGCUGGUUGAUCUCUAAAGACAGACAAUUGGAAGCCCAAGAGGUUCUCAAACGUCUCCAUGACGACCAUGAGGACCCAAUGUUUUGGGAGAAAGAAUAUCUGCAGAUUUCUGCCCAAUUGGCGGUCGAAAGAAUUGAAAAGGAAAAUGCCAAGUGGAGUCAUAUGUUUACAAACAGAUCAGAGUUGAGACGUCUAGCGCUAGCAGUGGCUGCGAUGACUUCAGUUCAGACAAACGGCGCCCAAACUAUCCAGAUUUAUCAGACUGUGUUGUACGCUGGACUUGGGUAUACGACUCGCAAGCAGCUAUUGAUGGCCGGAAUCUUUGGAAUAUGCAAUACCUGCGGUGGCUCAACCAACCUGCUGCUCAUCGAUCGUGUGGGAAGACGGAUCUUGUUUUUGACCGGCCUAUUCAUCCUGUCGGUUUGGCUGGGAGUCUUCUCGGCUUGCUCGGCGCGAUACAGCCAGACUGGAUCGACUGAUUGGGGUAAUGCCGGUAUUGCUUUCGUCAUGAUCUACAUUUACUUUUUCGGUGCAACCUUUGCUUCUUCGCCUUACGCAUUCGCCUCCGAAGUCCUUCCUACAAAAAUUCGAGCAAAUGGAAUGGCUGUCGCACUUUUCUUCGCAAACGCCGUUACUCUGAUAUUCAGUCAAACGGCUCCAAUUGCCCUCGACCAUAUCAACUGGAAGUUCAAUUUAGUUUUCAUUGGGUGCAAUGUCUUCUUCUUCCCGAUCGUCUUCUUUUACUUCCCUGAGACCAAGGGCUUGACGCUGGAAGAAAUCAAUACCAGGUUUGGUGAAAAGGUUGAGGUCGAGAUUCGAGACUUGACCGACGCUCAGACUCAGAUGAAGAUGGACGUUGCUUUUGUGGAGAAUGCUGAAGAGAAAUAAUGCCCGGAGAUAUUUUCUUACCGGCUAAGCGGCAAUCUGCAUACCAGAGCUAAUCUUAAUUACUAAUUUUGCGAGUAAAUGGUAAUAAUAAGCGACAAGUGGUAAUGUACUUC
Molecule: messenger RNA, 2046 nt
Organism: Myxozyma melibiosi
Lineage: Eukaryota; Fungi; Ascomycota; Lipomycetes; Lipomycetales; Lipomycetaceae
Product: general substrate transporter
Exons: 8
Coding region: 470-1933 (487 amino acids)
Biological process (GO): carbohydrate transport; transmembrane transport
Cellular component (GO): membrane
Molecular function (GO): carbohydrate:proton symporter activity
Source: RefSeq, a predicted model, not a curated record